UCUCAGAUUUUAUUGCUUCGCUUCUCCUUCACACUAUUCUUAUUAUUGUUCUGUUGCGCUUUCGCUCUCUCUCUCUCUCCUCCCCAUCUAAUCAAAAUGUCUGCAAUCUACGUGAUGGAGCCGCCGACCAAAGGCAAAGUCGUGCUGCGGACGACGAGCGGCCCGAUCGAGGUCGAGUUCUGGCCAAAGGAAGCCCCGCGCGCCGUACGGAACUUUGCCCAGCUGUGCGUCGAUGGCUACUACGACGGCUGCUGCUUCUUCAGAGUGGUCGACAAGUUCAUCGUCCAGGCCGGCGAUCCGUCCAACACUGGCGAAGGCGGCGAGUCGGCGUUUGGAGAGCCGUUCAAGGACGAGUUUCACUCGCGGCUGCGAUUCACGCGGCGCGGACUGCUUGGGAUGGCAACGACAGGUCCCAACGACAAUCGCAGCCAGUUCUUCAUCACGCUGGACAAGGCGGAGGAGCUCGACAAGAAGCACACGCUCUUUGCAAAGGUCACUGGUGAUACCAUCUAUAACGUCCUCAAGAUUGGCGAAACACCGGUUGAUAAAGACGAUCGCCCAAUGUACCCGAUCAAGAUUCUGGGCGUCGACAUGGUUGAACUGCCCUUCGACGACAUUGUGCAACGACCAGAGAUUGCGCAACAACGGCGCGAGCGCGAGUUGGAAGAGCUAAGGAAAGCCAAGGAAGCCGAAGAACGCAAAAAAGCCAACCAAGUCAAGGCGACAAAAAACUUUAAGCUCCUGUCGUUCGGAGAAGAGGCUGAAGACGAUGAACAGGCCGACACCGCCGUUCAAAAGAUCAAAAGCAGUCAUGAUGUGCUAACGGAUGAUCCACGAGUUCAAUCGAGCUCUCGGACAUUGAAAUCUGGACAGGUCCCUGCAAGCUCCUCAAUAGAGCCAGUGUCCACCGCCAAGCGUUUGGCGUCUGAAAGAGACGAGGAAGAGCGGGCCUCUGACAUUGCUGCCCCGAGCGCUGCUGCGGCGGCGGUUGCUGAGUCUGAGUCUCGAAAGCGCCCAGCGGUCGACCCUGAAGCUCCUUCGGGAUCCGCACCCGAAGCUCAGAAAUCCAAGUUGGACGCCAUCAAGGAACAAACGCGUCUACUUCAAGCAGAGCUUCGCAACGCGAAAGCCGCAAAGUCUGCCAGCCAACAAAAGGCGGAUGCGGCUGCCGAUGCUUCUGUCGCUGAGACAGACCCCGCCGUGGCAGAGUACGAGAGCAUGAUGAACAAGUACAAGAGCGGUCCCAAGAAGAUGAGCAAGGAGCAGCGGGAGGCCCAGGCAUUGGCCAUGCUCAGCAAGUUCAAGACCAAAUUGACAACGUUGCCAAGCGACGCUGCCGCGAAUUCCGCCGAGCCCGCUCCGAUGGACGAUGCACGGAUGCACGCUGAUCCGUCGCAGUCGACCCUUGCCUUCCUCGAGACGGACGAGCAAGCAGACACCUUUGACGAUGUCAAGAGCAAGGAUUGGAUGGCGCAUUCGCUGCAUUGCGAGAACGAGCUCGUUCGCGCCCACGAUGCUUCGAAGGGCGUGGAUGACGGGUACACUGUGUUUGAUCCCAAGAACGAGUACAAGGUUCUCGGCUAUAGCUCGCGUGUGCCGUCGUCUUCGAGCCGCCAUUCUUCCUCGUCCUCCUCGUCCUCUUCCUGGCGCCAUUCGUCUUCUUCCACCUCCUCCUCCUCUCACCAUUCUCACCACAGCGGAUCGUCCAGCAGCCGAAGCGGCGAUCGCAGCGCAUCCCAUUCGUCGUCCCAUUCGUCGUCCCAUUCGUCGUCGUCGUCAUCGCGUCGCUGAGAGUGGAUUCGCAAUGACGCAACAACAUUGCGUCAGUUUUUUUUUUUUUUUUUUUCUUUUCCUAUAAAAAGCC
Molecule: messenger RNA, 1864 nt
Organism: Capsaspora owczarzaki ATCC 30864
Lineage: Eukaryota; Filasterea; Ministeriida; Capsasporidae
Product: cyclophilin
Exons: 6
Coding region: 97-1791 (564 amino acids)
Biological process (GO): protein peptidyl-prolyl isomerization
Cellular component (GO): catalytic step 2 spliceosome
Molecular function (GO): peptidyl-prolyl cis-trans isomerase activity
Source: RefSeq, a predicted model, not a curated record